AGCAAAUAGCGAUAAGUUCGAUUUCAAUUUUCAACGAACCGUACUUGAUAUUUUCGUAGUAUUCACUGUUCGUUCAAUUCGAUCGUACUUCGAUAGUUUGUUAGUCGUUUACCUUCACCGUGUCUGAUGGUUGAAUGUUGUACUUCGCGAAACCCGUCAUAGUGUCAUACGUGUUAACAUAAAAAUCUUAAUAAUUAAUAAUGACCACAAAAUUAAAUAUAGUUUUUAGUUUUAUUUUGGCGGGCUCCAAUCACAAAUAGCACCAGGAUGUGUUUUUAAUUUAAUUAAUCGUCCUAGGCGCAUCGUUUUUAAAGUUUUUUUUCUAAUAAAUAUCCAUAAAAUAUUACAUUGUAAUUCAUUUAUGUCCAGCGAGCCGUAUGCACCACUAUGGAUGGAAACAGACUCAGUGCCUUACCAAUACUUGAGGAAACAUUUUAUGCACUGUCUAAAAAGCAGUACUCAUAUAAAGUGUCACUGACAAAUGAAGGUCUACAUCUGACCAAGAAUGGUGAGAAUGGGACAGAGAAGACCGACUUGAUACACAUCCGUGAUAUUAUUGGCUGUAAGUGCAUGCGAAAUAGUGGCAAGUCAAACCACUGUGCUUGUAGGCCGAUAAAAGGGGGCUCAGCAAAAUCUACCAGAGAUAUCACAACGGAAACAGAUGAGUGUCAGGUGCGAGUGCCUUAUGUAGAGGCUGGAGAUUGCAGUGCUUACCUAAGUAUAUAUGCAUUUGUACUGAAAAAUGUUGGAACGAAGAACAAAAAACGUGACAAGAUGACCAUCACACUGAGAUUCAGAAACUUCAACAGUUAUGAUGAGAAUAGCCGGGUGGCAACCAAGUGGAAAUCGGCCAUCAAAUCACUAUUGCGAGCUAGGUAUGAGGACAGUACUAUUGUUGCACCAUUAGAUGAUCAUUACCUAGGUAAUCAUUUAUUAGUGAUUGUGAACCCAAAAAGUGGUAUUGGAAAAUCACGUGAAAUAUUUCAACGUAAAAUAGUACCUCUUUUAAAUAUGGCUGAUGUUGACUACGAUUUGCAUAUUACAUGCAUGCAAAAUGAUGCUAGGAACUUGAUGAGAACGAGUAACAUCUAUAAAUGGGGCCGUGGUGUAGUAGUGCUCGGCGGUGACGGACUCAUGUUCGAAGUGAUAAACGGCCUCAUGGAACGUUCAGACUGGCAGAGGGCCUUCGAAUACCUUACCUUGGCUGUUAUACCCGGUGGUUCCGGCAACGGAAUGGCCAAGUCGAUAAGUUUCGAGACUAAUGAACCCUACAAUCCUGAUCCCAUUCUCAUAUCGGCGCUAAAUAUUGUUGGCGGUAACAGGUGUCCAAUGGAUCUGGUUAGAGUCGAGACUCUUACACAAGUCGUAUACUCUUUUCUUUCGAUUGGUUGGGGCUUUAUUGCUGACAUUGAUAUAGAGAGUGAGAGACUUAGGAUGAUAGGUAACCCCAGAUUUACUAUUUGGAGUAUUGCUAGACUUAUUGGUCUGAGAAGUUAUCCCGCCCGAUUGUCGUAUUCCAAAAUUGACGAUUUGGAAACCGAAACCAGAAUGAACAAUUACACGAGAGGCACGUCAGGUGAUUUCCAAGAGGUCAUCGACGACGAACCAGUAUCGAUCGAAUUCGGAAUGGAUCCGUUGCAGGAAGACUUUGAAAUACCACGUGAGCGGAUUGAAAGUUUUUCAUCAAUAAUAUCCAAGCGCACGGCAUUCAUGUCUGUCAACGAAGCGCCGAGCUUUUCGUCUAUACCAGACGUGAUCGAGGGAUCUGAAGUUUGGGUGCGCGGACCUAUAUCCAAACUCCCUCCGCUUUCUCAUCCAGUUCCGUCGGACUGGGUAGUCGUUGAAGACGAGUUCGUGAUGAUACAUGCUUCAUAUCUAUCUCAUAUAAGCGAAGACGUGAUACUAGCACCCAAAUCAAAAUUAAAUGACGGUGUUAUCUGGCUGUUGGUCAUUAAAAAUGGAAUAUCCAGAACGACUUUUUUACAAUUUUUGUUGGCCCUGUCAUCCGGAAACCACUUGGCCAUACCCAACGUCGAAAUGAUCCCCGUGCGAGCAUUCCGACUCGAACCACUAUCCCAAAGCAGCCACCUGGUAGUUGACGGCGAACUGUUGAAGCACAGCCCGGUACAAGCGGAAAUCAUGCCCGGCAUCACCAACGUGUACGCCCGACAAAAGUUCUCCUGAUGGCUCGUCUCGGGCGAAUACGAUUGAACACGACACAAGAGUGAUGAAUACAUUACAUUAUUUAUAGUAAUGUAGUUUACGUAAUUUGUUAUUUUUUUAUUAUUUUUUAAAUCCAGAGAAAAUUUGUCGAUAUUAUUACCUCGCCGUAUACCAUGCAUAUUGCGUUGUUGUUUCUCGCCUCUUUUGUUGCUCAAGAGGCAUGUUUUAUAUUUAAUUUAUUAUUAUCAAUAUUUAUUUUGAAUUAUUCGUUGUAUUCGUUACCAGCGACGUUACCGUAACGUGUAAUAUCAUAUUUUUUUCUCUUUAUAAUAUCCUCGUGUUAUGGGACCAUUUGUUUAUUAGGUGAAUAGGUUGUUAAAUGUUACAUUAUAAUUAUUAAGGUCAAAAAAAAAAAAAAAAAAAAAAUGAUAAUUAACAUAUAGUCAAUGAUUACUGUCUGUCUUGGUAAAUGAAUAAAUCAUUUGUGUUUUUCCUUUGCUCAAUCUUUAUUGUACAACCAAUGCUAACACUAAGUUUUAAGUCUCCGGACUGAAUAUGUAACAAUACGUAUAGCACACGUCAAAAUAUCAACUAAUAUUAUUAUUUUUAUACUGUAAUAGCUAAUAUAUUUAUGCAAAAAUAAUAUAUAGUAUGAAUA
Messenger RNA from Melanaphis sacchari, 2821 nucleotides. It is a transcript of the gene Sk1, whose product is annotated as sphingosine kinase 1. Gene Ontology annotation, biological process: sphingosine biosynthetic process. Gene Ontology annotation, cellular component: membrane; intracellular membrane-bounded organelle; cytoplasm. NCBI's taxonomy places the organism in Eukaryota, Metazoa, Arthropoda, Insecta, Hemiptera, Aphididae. The record is from RefSeq and is a predicted model, not a curated record. The transcript is spliced from 8 exons. The coding region runs from base 388 to 2184 and encodes 598 amino acids.